Molecule: messenger RNA, 2225 nt
Organism: Pipistrellus kuhlii (Kuhl's pipistrelle)
Lineage: Eukaryota; Metazoa; Chordata; Mammalia; Chiroptera; Vespertilionidae
Gene: PPP1R8
Product: protein phosphatase 1 regulatory subunit 8
Exons: 7
Coding region: 103-1158 (351 amino acids)
Cellular component (GO): nuclear speck
Molecular function (GO): mRNA binding; protein serine/threonine phosphatase inhibitor activity; protein binding
Source: RefSeq, a predicted model, not a curated record
CGCGCGCGCACGCACAGGGUACUGGGACGCCGUUUCUCCCCGCGGAGUCUUCCAGUUUCCCGGCGUGCCUCGGGCCCGCCAAAUGGGCGGGGGAGACGCAAGAUGGCGGCAGCCACGAAUUCCGGCUCCAGCCUCCCACUGUUCGACUGCCCUACUUGGGCAGGUAAACCCCCACCUGGAUUACAUCUGGAUGUAGUCAAAGGAGACAAACUAAUUGAGAAACUGAUUAUUGAUGAGAAGAAAUAUUACUUAUUUGGGAGAAACCCUGAUCUGUGUGACUUUACCAUUGACCACCAGUCUUGCUCUCGGGUCCACGCUGCCUUGGUCUACCACAAGCAUCUGAAGAGAGUUUUUCUAAUAGAUCUCAAUAGCACACACGGCACUUUCUUGGGUCACAUUCGGUUGGAACCUCACAAGCCUCAGCAAAUUCCCAUCGAUUCCACAGUCUCAUUUGGCGCAUCCACAAGGGCAUACACUCUACGUGAGAAGCCUCAGACAUUGCCAUCGGCUGUGAAAGGAGAUGAGAAGAUGGGUGGAGAGGAUGAUGAACUCAAGGGCUUACUGGGGCUUCCAGAGGAGGAAACCGAACUUGAUAACCUGACAGAGUUCAACACUGCCCACAACAAGCGGAUUUCCACCCUCACCAUUGAGGAGGGGAAUCUGGAUAUUCAGAGACCAAAGAGGAAGAGGAAGAAUUCACGGGUGACUUUCAGUGAGGAUGAUGAGAUCAUCAACCCAGAGGACGUGGAUCCCUCAGUUGGACGUUUCCGGAACAUGGUACAGACUGCAGUGGUCCCAGUAAAGAAGAAGCGGAUGGAAGGCCCUGGCUCCCUGGGCCUGGAGGAAUUGGGAAGCAGGCGGAUGCAGAACUUUGCCUUCAGUGGGGGACUCUACGGGGGCCUGCCACCCACACACAACGAGGCCGGCUCCCAGCCCCAUGGCAUCCAUGGGACAGCACUCAUUGGCGGUUUGCCCAUGCCCUACCCGAACCUCGCCCCCGAUGUGGACUUGACUCCUGUUGUGCCAUCAGCAGUGAACAUGAAUCCUACACCAAACCCUACAGUCUACAUCCCCGAAGCUGUAAACGAACCCAAGAAGAAGAAAUACGCAAAAGAAGCGUGGCCGGGCAAGAAGCCGACGCCCUCCUUACUAAUCUGAUAUUUUUGUCGUGGAAAGGGGUGGGUGGGCGGGGAUUGGGUGGAAGGGUGAUGCGGGAGCUGAUGAACUUGGGAGAAAUUUUUCCAUGUGUGCAGUAUCGUCUUUCAGAACGUCUCCUGGGUCCCAAACAUCUAAUACCAAAACGGGGUGGGGUUGGAAUAUCCCGACAAGACUGCUUCAGGACACUUCCAGUGUAGAACUAUGCGUCAUUUUAAGUUGGUGCCCUGGAGCCUCCCAGGUCUCCGUGGCCUCCUUUUUCUUUCUUCCUCCUCUCCAGGGUUAUUUUUCUUUUAAGUCAUGUACUCUAUGGAGAGACUCAAGGCCCAAAGAGUCGGAUUUAGAACUGGAGAGGUGACCGUGGCAUCACCAGCCUUAGGGUCCAACAGCCUAAUUUAUAUUUACUCUCCCUGUGGGUUCCACACAGCAGAGGGCUGCCAUGGACCUGAGCCUGAUAAAAAGGGUUAAAAUCCUUCAGUGAAGCUAAAGUUCAAAAAUGUUUUUGCUGGGCCAGUGGUUUUGAGGUCCAGUAGUUUGGCUUUUCUCUUUUGUCCUUUCAGCUGGAAUGAGAAUAUUUUGAUUGAUCGUGGUCUGUGACCAGUGAACGCCAUAGACACAGGUUGAUAGUUUUAAACUUAUUACUUUGUUUGAAAUUUACCUGUUUUUCUUUUCAAACCUGAGUACUCUGUACUCGCUGAAGUUUCUCAUUUGAUUCCAGAGUACUGUACUCUCCAAGGCUUUCCUUUUCAGGUGUGUUAUGAAGGCAAUUUUUAAAGCAUUUGACCAGUUAGAACAACCCCAAUUAGGAAAAGAUUCUACUUUCAAUAACCGGUGCCUCAGAGAAGACAUUUUAGAUGUUGGUUUGGAGGCGCUUCCCCCCUUUGGGAGCUCUUGUUACCCGAGCUCUACGAUGAGGCUGGGCUAAUGGCCAUAGGAGACGAAGGUAGGAAACAUCGAUAAGAGCUUUGUAUAGAGAUUUGUACAUUUGUGUAAUAGGCCUUUUCACGCUUUAUGUGUAGCUUUUUACCUGUAACCUUUAUUACAUUGUAAAUUAAACGUAACUUUUGGCA